AGCGGAGGAGAUUGGAGCGGCGACAGCAGGAGGCGGCAGACGGGUGCAGCGCUCGGCGCUCACGACAGGAGCUCCCCCUCUUCCUCCUGAGCGCCAAGACGGUACCUUCUCCUCCUCCGGGCCGGUAGUUGCCGGUAGCUGCCGCCUCUGCCUCCGCCGCAUCCCCGCUACCGCGGCGCCCGGAGCAGGAGGAGAAGACGCACCUGGGCCGCCGCCGUUGGAGGGAAUCCCAGCUGACGCUCGCUCCCUCCUUCUGCCGUUGCCUCCGAAGUCUGCCCUUCCGCGGGGUCUCCGCUUUCUCCUCCCGGCCGCCGCCAGCUCCUGCUCUCCGCCGCGAUGGGGCUCCUGGACUCGGAGAAGGGCAGUGUCCUGAAUGUGGUGUCCACGGCGGUCAAUGACACGGUGGAGUUCUACCGCUGGACUUGGUCCAUCACAGAUAAACGUGUGGAAAAUUGGCCUCUAAUGCAUUCUCCAUGGCCUACUCUUUGUAUAAGUACUCUUUAUCUCCUAUUCGUGUGGUUGGGCCCAAAGUGGAUGAAGGCCCGAGAACCUUUUCAGAUGCGCUUGGUGCUUAUUGUCUAUAAUUUUGGGAUGGUUUUGCUUAAUUUGUUUAUCUUCAGAGAGUUAUUCCUGGGAUCAUAUAAUGCAGGAUACAGCUAUAUUUGCCAGAGUGUGGAUUAUUCUGAUAAUGUUAAUGAAGUCAGAAUAGCUGCUGCUCUGUGGUGGUACUUUGUAUCUAAAGGAAUUGAGUAUUUGGACACGGUGUUUUUUAUCCUAAGGAAGAAAAACAACCAAGUCUCUUUCCUUCAUGUGUACCAUCACUGUACAAUGUUUACAUUGUGGUGGAUUGGAAUCAAGUGGGUUGCAGGGGGGCAAGCGUUUUUUGGAGCCCAAAUGAAUUCCUUCAUCCACGUGAUUAUGUACUCAUACUACGGGUUAACUGCCUUUGGCCCAUGGAUUCAGAAAUAUCUUUGGUGGAAACGAUACCUGACCAUGUUGCAGCUGGUUCAGUUCUUUGUGACCAUUGGGCACACAGCCCUGUCUCUCUACACUGAUUGCCCCUUCCCAAAGUGGAUGCACUGGGCUCUGAUUGCCUACGCGAUCAGCUUCAUAUUUCUCUUUCUCAACUUCUACAUUCGGACAUACAAUGAGCCCAAGAAGUCAAAAACUGGAAAAACAGCUGUGAAUGGUAUUUCAGCCAAUGGUGUGAACAAAUCAGAAAAACUGGUGAUAGAAAAUGGAAAAAAGCAGAAAAAUGGAAAAGCAAAAGGAGAGUAAAUUGAACUGGGCCUUAACUGUUGUUGACAGUGAAGAAUUUCCCAUUUCAUAUAAAAUUUCAGGGAAAACAGAAGCAAAUGAGGGUUUGGGGGUGGGGAGAAAAAGGCAAAUGUGCUCCUAUGUAUUAGUGACCUUUAGAUUGAGUAAAGUGUUAAAUACUGUACCCUGAUGUUUUAUUUAUGAAGUUUUUAUUUUAAACAUUUUUUAUUAGCUUUGAUAUUGUCUAGACCAAAGC
Molecule: messenger RNA, 1513 nt
Organism: Phyllostomus hastatus (greater spear-nosed bat)
Lineage: Eukaryota; Metazoa; Chordata; Mammalia; Chiroptera; Phyllostomidae
Gene: ELOVL4
Product: ELOVL fatty acid elongase 4
Exons: 6
Coding region: 337-1278 (313 amino acids)
Biological process (GO): very long-chain fatty acid biosynthetic process; fatty acid elongation, saturated fatty acid; fatty acid elongation, polyunsaturated fatty acid
Cellular component (GO): endoplasmic reticulum; endoplasmic reticulum membrane
Molecular function (GO): fatty acid elongase activity
Source: RefSeq, a predicted model, not a curated record